AUUGAAGAGGAGUCUAUAAGAACCCCUUGUACUACGACUCCUUCUUACCGCCUCUCUUUCAAACAAUGAGCCGGGGUGGUGACCGUGUCGCUGUCCAUUUGGACCCCAAGUUCUACACACUGACAGAAGACGAAAUUGCCUUCUUUAAAGCUCAAACUAGAAUAGAAGACGACACUACGCUCAAGAGCCAUAUCUUUACUAUCCACGAGGAGGCGUACGAGGUGUACCCUUAUUCGUGUAUACGCCGUUUCGGCUUUACCAAGUUGAAGAUUUCGAGAUUGCCGUACUAUCAACAGUUCUUAAAUCUUGGAAAAGAUCGCAAGGGGGCUAUCUAUGCCGACAUUGGAUGCUGCUUCGGAAAUGACCCCAGAAAGGCCGUUGUAGAUGGCUAUCCCGUAGAGCAAGUCGUGGCCUCCGAUUUGCAUCCUGAGUUCUGGGAACUCGGACAUAGGCUCUUCAAGAGCACAGCCGAGACAUUCCCAGCUCGCUUCAUCCCUGCAGAUAUCUUUCAGUUGAAAGGUCUAUUGAGGGAAGACGUUCCUGCCCCUGUUCCGGAGCUUUCCCAAGUGCAAUCUCUAGCGGAGCUGCGAGGGCACAUCUCCGCCAUUCAUGCUUCGGCAUUUUUCCAUCUGUUUGAUGAAGAAGGGCAGUUCGAAAUCGCAAAGAUUAUGGCGGCACUACUGUCAUCUGAGCCCGGGUCAAUGAUUUUUGGAUCACACGGCGGUCGGCACGAGAAAGGUGUCCGUACUGAGGUCCCCAAUACCGAACGUCGCAGCAUGUUCUGCCACUCACCUGAAAGUUGGCGAUUGUUAUGGGAUGGUGAAAUAUUCCCCAAGGGCACCGUUCGCGUUGACGCUUUCUUGCAUGAAGUCAAACACCCAGAUAUGCCGGCCAUCAAGAGACACUUCCUCGUUUGGUGCAUAACAGUUUUGUAAACUAGAUCUCCGGAAUUUUUAGGAUAUAUGAGUAGAUGCUUAGAAUCAAAUGAUGCCAAGAGCACCGGUUGA
Messenger RNA from Guyanagaster necrorhizus, 1007 nucleotides. RefSeq lists its product as uncharacterized. The record is from RefSeq and is a predicted model, not a curated record. The coding region runs from base 66 to 935 and encodes 289 amino acids. NCBI's taxonomy places the organism in Eukaryota, Fungi, Basidiomycota, Agaricomycetes, Agaricales, Physalacriaceae. The transcript is spliced from 5 exons.